AUGGAUGAGGCUAAAAAUAUGGCAUUGUUGUUUUUUAUGGACCAUCUGAUGCAAAAGAAUGGUCGACGGACAAUUCACGAUCUUAGUUGUCAGUUUGGUGCACGGGGUUUUACACCCGAAAUGCGGGAUGCAGUUGGUACCACUCAGGAGGGUCUGACGGAUUUCUUGAAUCAACAUCCUUCAUUAUUCACUGUGGAAGGCGAUCAGGUUUGUUUGAAUGGCUUUGGCGACAUAACUGCAAAAAACAAUCCGUUGUUACAAGCUACCGCAAAUUUUCGUAAUCGAGACUACGAGAAGGAAGCUGUGCAGUUCUUUGAAGCUAAACUUCAGAAGUUCGGACCUGAAUUGCAGAUCAAAAGUCUGCUUGGCCAUCGCUCACAAGCGGCUCCAGAAGUACGACUCGUUUCUGGUCGUCAUUUGAAGGAUUUCUGUGAGUUUCUACAGUCUCAAACUGAGUAUUUCGUCGUGGAGGGGGAUCGAGUACGACUGAAGAAUAUGCCCGAACCGAGUAACGCUGGUGUUGAGCUGGAUGAUGAGGGUAAACCGUUAGCGGGCGUUAAAGCCAAGCAAGCUGCAGUGGAAUAUCUACGAUCUGUUGUUGAAAUGAACGAAGAACAACCAAUACCAAUGGAUAUAUUCUAUCAAAAGUUCUGUGAUCGUUUCUCACAUACGGUCAGACAAGAGGUCGCAACCAAUCCAAAGGAAUUACUCCAAUUUUUGAAGCUCAACCGCAACGUUUUCUUUAUACGAUCUAAUAAGGUGUCGUUGGUGAAGAACCGCACAUCGGAGGACGGUUCAGAGUCGGGAUCUACAGAAGGAUCGGAAUUUGACAACAACAACAACAGCAAUACAAGUAGCAAUAACAACGGAAUUCUAACUCAGAACGCAUUGAAUCGCAUCAAUCUCGUGAAAGCACUCAAACCUGCUCAGGAAGCAAUUAGUUCGGUGAAUGCAGAGAUUGAUGGAAUGGACGAGAAGGUGAUCGGAGUUGAUUUCAAAUUGGUAACGUUGGGUAUUCACGGUGAAGAGUUCCUAUCGUUGGUUGUUAUCGCGACUCCAAAUCAAAUUAUUGUUUUUGAUUUAGUGCACAGCGAUACGAUUCUGCUUGAAAGUGGAUUGAAAGAAAUUCUUGAAAGUGAAAAAAUCGUUAAGGUGAUGCAUGAAGCAAAACGUGUUGCAUCGUUGCUUGCACAUCGUUAUGCUGUCAAUAUUAGGAAGGUUUUUGAUACUCAAAUAGCGCAUGCAGUGCUGCAACACGAAAAAUUCGGUAAACCCCUAUCAGAAAUGCGUUCAAUUUCAUUUCUUAAUUUGCAAAGGGUGUACUAUCCGCAGUCAAUUAUGAUGUCCGAUGCAACACCCAGAACACUCUCACAGUCACCAAGUUGGGGUCAAAGGCCAAUCACAGAUGAUAUGCUCAUUAGCGUUGUGGAGGAGGCUCAUUGUCUAAUGACGGUGCUUUAUCGGAUGUUGACGAAUAUGAUACCAACGCAUUUGAGACCGUUGUUCGACGCGAAAUGUGUUGAGGCGUUGAUCGCAACACCGAAUCGUCCACCACCAAACCAACUCCAAGUGGCUCCGAUGCAGUAUCGCAACGCAAGACGAUCACUCGCCAGCCCGAUCAGUAACAGUAACACCAACAGCAACAGCAACACCAACAACAAUUCCUCACUGCAGCGCUCUUCAUCGCCUCGACAAACCUGUGAAGUUUCCACACAAACAUUUUCUACGGGCGAAAUUAAUGUGAUUGAUAUUUACUAUGACAGCUGA
This is a messenger RNA of Anisakis simplex (herring worm), 1767 nucleotides long. Lineage: Eukaryota; Metazoa; Nematoda; Chromadorea; Rhabditida; Anisakidae. The record is from the annotation of a GenBank genome assembly.